This is a messenger RNA of Schistocerca gregaria, 3692 nucleotides long. RefSeq lists its product as uncharacterized. Bases 22 to 1476 code for a protein of 484 amino acids. The transcript is spliced from 3 exons. The record is from RefSeq and is a predicted model, not a curated record. Lineage: Eukaryota; Metazoa; Arthropoda; Insecta; Orthoptera; Acrididae.
UUUUACGCCAGAAGACGCUACAUGGGGACGAAGAAGAGAGCGCUGUCUGAGAGCCAAAGUAAGUGCACAAGGAGCUCGAGAAGCAAAGCGUCUAAUGGCGGCGGCCAUUUAGAUGGAUGCGUUGGUCCGCCGCCAGCAGCGCCAAGAGAGCGACGCAAGGACGGUGCGAACGAGACGCGUGAAUUGGACGAGUCGGUUUUAUUGAAGUGUUUCGUCGAGCUAUUCCAAGUGUUGUUUCCGAGCAUGGGGAAUUCGAGCAAUAUACACGUCAACCUGGAGCCCGCGAGCGGCAAAUCUGGAGAGUGUCGAGUUUCCAUAUCUGCGGCCCAUUUGAUAGAAACGGCUGAAUUGAAGCAAAAGGUCAAACAAAUAGUGAGCAGGUUUGGGAAAUGUAUAGGCGUCGCGUGUCUAUCUAGAAACCUUGUUCUAGAAUUCACUUUAUUUAGUCGCACGUCGGCAGACGAGUUUUUCGGCAAAAUGCUCAACACGGUGAGGCAGUUGAUAGAGUACAGUCAUAUGGUUUCUCCGGGGAGAUGGCUGUCUUACUCUUCGGACAAGUGUUCUGUGGCGUAUCCGAGCUGUGCCAAGAGCGGGUUUGACACCACGCUGUUGAGUUCGAUGUUCAAGUCUCAGGAUUUCGUGGCCGCGAAGUCCCCGGACGCGCCCGAGUUCAGGGUCAAUUCGGUCGUCAUGAUGAACGUGGCGGGCUUCGGACACCGUUGCGUCUCUCUGGUGUUUUCGCAGAAUGGAUUGCCGGUGCUGGAGAGAGAGGCGGCGCACCGAGAGUUGGUGUGGAGCGUCUUCAAUCACAAGUGCGUGAGGAAUGUGUUGAACAUCACUUUGGAGAGAAAGGGAUGCGAGGUGGAAGGAUGCGAGUUGGCUGCUUUUUGCAAUGCACAGGUGCCGUACCGAGGCGCUGCGGUGGAAACGGACGACGUGCCGCCGCCCGACAACAUGGUGAUCGUUAUUUCUCAGGAGGUGAAGAGUGAAAAAAAAGGCAUGGCGAAGCUGAGAAAGUUUACGAUUGAGUCGGUGGUUGGCGCGAUGCUCAAGCUGUCAGAGAGGCAUCCUUGUUUGCUAUCGCCGAAAGAGCGCAAGAAGUUGAAGGUGGUUGAAGAGGCGUCAGAUUCGAUUGCAUCUUCGAUAUCUUCGAUAGUGAACAUCAGCACGAACCAGGAGUUUGUGGACAGAUGUUUUGCUGCGAUGGGGAUGCCGCUGAACGCGACGGACCAAGACGUGGAAUUGAGAAUGAAGGAGUUUCAGUCCUUGUUGCAGGAGAGCGUUCGCAGGGCGGCGAGAAGUGCCAAUCCGUUCGAGGAGAUGAUUUCGCAGAUGUCUACAGAAGAGGGGCUAGAGGUGUCGGGUGGCGAUGAGGGAGAGGGUCUGCUCGAGGAGGAGAUGUUGCAGCAGCUAUGGAUUCCUGCGGGUUCUUAUAUGAUGGAUGAGAGUCAGUUUAUAGAGGUCUUGAUUUGCUGAAUGGGGAUUGAUGGGCUUUUCAGGACGGUCCUUGAGGGGUGGAGUACACGGGUGGGUGUACGUGGAGUAGUCUGCGUCCUUCUUUUUUGGACGACCUGAAGAGAGAGAAGAUUCGGCUGAAGAGAGUGGGCGACGGGGUUGGUUCCUGGGAGUUUGGUUCGUUGGGAAGGCGGAUAGGUAGCAUUGUUUUUUUCUUACGGUUUGACCGCAGUUUGUGGGUUAUGAAGAUGGAGGCGCAGAACAGUAGGACGAUGGAGAGGCCGAGGAUGAUGCCGAUUUCGUAUUCGAGUUGGGUGCGGUUUUUGGAGUCCUGGGUGCAGACGGAGUACUGAUAAAAUGGGCAGGAGAGGAGGCUGUCGAACGGUUUUUCUCUGUUUCCGUAGACGCAUAUGCCGUCUUCGUGGUUGAAGAGGUUGGUGAGGCACCAGCCGCAGGAAGCGUCGGCAACGCAAGUGGUGCAGGAGGAGUGAGCGCUGCAGCCGGCGACGAGCCAUAUGGUGUAGCUGGUGUGGCGUAGCUGCGGCUGCAAUGACGAGGGGGACCUUGUGAUGCCUAUGGUCCAAUUGCCGGACUGUGACGCGGGAAUGAGUAGGUUGUGAGAGCUGCUGGAGCUUUGGUCGGCGUAGUCGUGGUCUUCGAUGGUGGGAAGUCUCCCGUUCGCGGCGAAGACCCAUAUGAGUCCGUAGAGUAAGUUUUCGUCUUCCGUUACGUAUGCCCGGAAGGUGAGCGAUUCUUGGAGGUUCGCGGUGUAGUAGUUCCAGCUGUUGAACUGGACGGUGCCCCUUGCGCCGGAGUUGAAGUUGAGGAACAUGUUGUAGGCGCUGCAGUCGUUUUUGACCCAGCGUUCGUCGCAUUGGCAGACGCCGUCUAUGCACUUGCCAUUGCCGCUGCAGUUUCUGAGGCACUGCUUGUAGGACGAGGCGGAGAUGGUGAGGGACGUGGAAGAGUUGCCGGAGUUGUAGGUGCCGAAGUAGUAGGUGCCGUUGAGCGGCUGGGAGUCGGAGAGGAUGAUGAUGCUUUGGUUGGAGGGCUGAUUGGAGAGUUCUAUGUACGAUUGGAAAGUUGGAAGCGUUUCGCGUUGGACGACGGUGAAGACGGAGGUGUUGGUGAUGUUGAAGACCGAGAAGGAGAUGGCGUUGUCCAUGUUGACGGACAGCGAGUAGUAUGCCCAGCGGGACGGUUGGAGUUGUGUGUCGAUGGUGGUUGAGUUGGAGAGGGGCAUUAAGAAGAGGCUGCAGUCUUCCUUUUGGUAGUAGGGUUCGCAGUGACAGGUUCCAUCUUGGUUGCAGAGUCCGUGGAGGGAGCAGUUGUUGGGACACGUGACGGACGCGGCGAGCGCGACCGAGUACUUGAUGCAGCUGGGUGGGUUGUCGUCUUGGUGGGUGGGGAACAAGACGAGGAAGGUCCAAUAGUCGGCGCUGGAAGUUUGCGCGUGGAUUGAGCAUUUGGUGGUCGAGCACAGCUGCGCCGAGUCGUAUUCGAGAGGGGUUGGUAUUUUGUUGUGGGCGGAGUAUAUCGCGAGUUGGAGGGACGGGUCGGUGUCUUGGAGCAUGAUUUGCAAGUCGAGGUUUUGAUUUGGGGUGUUGUUGUAUUUGUAGUAUAUUUUAGUGGCGGGCCACAUGCAUUCGUUUAGGAGCGAAGAGGCGUUGAGCGGUCUCACGUAUUGUCUGCAGUCGGUGCCGCUGUAGUAAGGGAGGCAGGAGCAAGUGGAGUUUUGCUGGCAGACGCCGUUGUUGGAGCAGGAGUUUAGACAGAAGGGGCCGCACGUGGCCGAAAGGUUGUAGUUGAGCGAGGGUGCGGAGUAAAUGCCGAUGUAGUAGUCGCCGGUGACGGGGUAGUCGAUGGACAGCGAGCAGGGCGUGAGGGAGAGGGAGAGGCAUCCCGUGAGGUACCGGUUGAUGGUGGGAAGGGUGUUGUAUCCGACGAGCACGGUAUAGGAAAUGUUGGAGAGGGAGACGUCAACGUGGAUACGGAUGCGGGCCUCGGUGUUGUUGAGUUUGUAGUAGACAAGAUUGGUGUCGAGCGUGCCCGAAACGGUCGUGUUGGGCUUCAGAUCGAAAACACCGACGGAGCAGUCUGGAUUGAGUCGGUAGGACGCAUCGCACUGGCAGAGGCCCGUAGUCGGGUCGCAUCGUCCGUGGUGGCUGCAGUCGUUGGGACAGCCGAGGCCGGGCGCGUCGGGCGGUCGGGGAGCGCUUCAGGUGGGCACGGGAGGG